This is a messenger RNA of Ornithorhynchus anatinus (platypus), 4591 nucleotides long. RefSeq names its product neural precursor cell expressed, developmentally down-regulated 9 (gene NEDD9). The record is from RefSeq and is a predicted model, not a curated record. Gene Ontology annotation, cellular component: plasma membrane; cytoplasm. The transcript is spliced from 7 exons. Lineage: Eukaryota; Metazoa; Chordata; Mammalia; Monotremata; Ornithorhynchidae. The coding region runs from base 103 to 2613 and encodes 836 amino acids. Gene Ontology annotation, biological process: cell surface receptor protein tyrosine kinase signaling pathway; cell migration. Gene Ontology annotation, molecular function: protein binding.
GCGGGCGGCCCUUUCUGCUCCUCGCUCCUUCGAGGCCGCUUUCGAUGGGGGCGCGACCGCUGGGCUCCCGCUGAUCCUCCCCCCGAUCCUCCCCCCGCAGAAAUGAAGUACAAGAAUCUUAUGGCCAGAGCCUUGUACGACAACGUCCCAGAAUGUGCCGAGGAGCUGGCCUUCCGCAAGGGAGACAUCUUGACUGUGAUCGAGCAAAACACUGGAGGCCUGGAGGGAUGGUGGCUCUGCUCCUUACACGGUCGGCAAGGCAUCGUUCCCGGCAACCGAGUCAAGCUUCUGAUCGGUCCAGUGCCGGAGAACCCUCCGAAUCACGACCAGCCCUCCUCCAGAUUGGUGCAUCCCGCCUUUGGCCAGCAGAAACUCUACCAAGGGCCAAACUCACAGACAAACCUCCAGGAUGCAGUCUACCAAGUGCCGCCUUCCUCCUAUCAGACUCAGGGAAUUUAUCAGGUGCCCACGGGUCACGGAGUCCAGGAGCAAGACGUGUACCAGGUGCCGCCUUCGGCUCAGAGAUCCGUGGGGGCCCUGAACGGUUCCAGUUUAAGUAAAAAGGUGAUAACGCCAGUCAGAACGGGUUACGGGUAUGAAUUCCCUUCCAAAUACCAGACAGACACCUAUGACAUCCCACCGUCCCAUCCUCACCAGGGGGUAUACGAUAUCCCUCCUACAGCCCUGAAAAGUCUCGGGUUUUCCGUUUCGGUGGAAGAAGCGAAACCCCACGGGGUAUAUGAUAUUCCUCCGGCCAAAGGGAUCUACGCAAUUCCACCGUCCGCGUUCAGAGAUGACACGGGGUUACAGGAAAAGGAAUAUGAUUUCCCGCCUCCGACGAGACACCACCUCAGGCCAGAAGCCAGGCCAGAGGGAGUUUAUGAUAUCCCUCCGCCGAGCACCAAGGCGGCGGGAAAGGAUCCCCCCACCAAAUACUCCUGUGACGUGGUCGGGCCGGGGGAUUUAACCCCCAGGAGAACCCAGGGUCUCUAUGACAUUCCCCCGAGCCACCAGAGUCCCCAGGCUGGGCAGCCCGUGGUCCCUCAGAAUGACGCGUAUGACAUCCCCCGCGGGGCUCAGUUCCUCGAGCCCCAGAAAGGGACCCACAAUAGGGCAGCUCCCGAAGAAAGAAACGGGGUGUAUGACGUCCCGCCCCAGGCCCCACAGGACACUAAAGGGUCCCAGGACGUGACCGACGGAAUCAACCGGCUGUCCUUCUCCAGCACGGGCAGCACCAGGAGUAACAUGUCUACUUCUUCCACUACGUCUAAGGAGUCCCUGGUCUCGGCCUCCCCCUCUCAGGACAAAAAGCUGUUGCUGCUGGACCCGGACACGGCCAUCGAGAGGCUGUAUCGGCUCCAGCAGGUGUCGGAGACCGUCGUUUCCAACCUAAUGGCCCUGGUGACCGCCGACUGGCGCUCUUAUGGGUACAUGGAGAGGCACAUCAACGAAAUCCGCUCGGCAGUGGAGAAGGUGGAACGGUCCCUGAAGGACUACCUCUGUUUCGCCAAGGGCGCCGUGAUGAAUGCGUCCUGCCUCUCAGAACUCACCCUCCACCAGAGGAUGAAGCGGGAGCUGCAGAGGCUGGAAGACUCGCACCAGAUUCUGGCCCAUACCAGCCAGGAGCUCAACGGGUGCAGCUGGUCCCUGAACGUCCUGGCUGUCAACAAGGCCCAAGGCAAGUGCGACAACCUGGACCGGUUCGUCAUGGUGGCCAGGACGGUGCCCGACGAUGCCAAGCAGCUCACGGCCAGCAUCAGCGCCAACGCGGAGGUGCUCUUCAGGCCAGGGUCGGGCCUGCGUCUGAAGAACGGGACCGAGAGCAUCAUGAGCGCGGCAGACUACCCCCACAACGGCCCCCAGACCCAGACGCCGCACCCUGGAGAAGGCAAGGGACCUACAUCCUUCAGGCCGUUGCCUCCCGGCCUGGGCAGAGACCACCGCCCUGACUGUAACGGCAGCGACUGCUCCGAGCGCAGCUGGAUGGAUGACUAUGAUUACGUCCAUCUACAGGGAAAGGAGGAGUUUGAAAGGCAACAGAGAGAGCUCUUGGAAAAAGAAAACAUCGUCAAACAGAACAAAAUGCAGCUGGAACAUCAUCAGCUCAAUCAGUUCCAGCUACUGGAACAGGAAAUUACCAAGCCAGUAGAGAACGACAUCUCAAAGUGGAAACCCUCGCAGAACCUCCCGGCCACCAACAGUAUCGUCAGUUCUCAGGACAGGCAGCUGCUCUAUUUCUACUUCGAUCAGUGCGAGACCCAUUACAUUUCCCUUCUCAACGCCAUCGAUGCUUUGUUCAACUGCGUCAGCACCGCCCAGCCCCCACGGAUCUUCGUGACCCACAGCAAGUUCGUCAUCCUAAGCGCGCACAAACUGGUGUUCAUCGGCGAUACCCUGACGAGGCAGGUGGCCGCGCAGGAGAUCCGCAACAAAGUGAUGAACUCCAGCAACCAGCUGUGCGACCAGCUGAAGAACAUCGUUCGGGCCACCAAGAUGGCCGCCCUCCAUUACCCUAACACGGGAGCGCUCCAGGAAAUGGUUCACCGAGUGACGGACCUUUCUAGAAAUGCCCGACUCUUCAAGCAGUCUUUGAUAGAAUUGGCCACUCUCUGAGGGGAUGUGGGAAAAUGGACCCGGGGACUCGAGUGUAAAACUGGAAAUACUGUCUAAGCAAUGUAAAGGUUUCAUAUAUUUUUCUGUAGAUACUGUAUUUUAUAUGAAAUAUUUUAAAGGUCUUUAAGGAGUACAGACACAAUGAGAAAUUCAGGGAGCUGGCAGGGGGAAAUCUUUUUCACUGUUAUAUUCUUAUAUAUUCGUAUGCAUAUCUAAGAUAUAUACCAUCUGUACAUAAAUAUAACGGUGUGUCUUUGUAUGUAUAUGUGUAUGUCGAUACAUUCCAUGAAAAAAAAAAUCCAUGAAUUAAGAAGCACCUUAGUUUGCACCCAGAUAUGGGGCAUCGUUGUAAAUAGCCCUUUUCUCAUAACAGUGUCCUUACUGCCCAAUCUGGAGGGUUGGAUUAUCCACUUAACUCUACUGCCUAAUUAUUACUGUAGAUAGGUAAGUCUACAGGCAGUUAACACAGCUAAGCUAACUUGUUCUUUGUCUUUUAAUAAAACUCUUUCCAGAACUUCUUCGAAUCCUCUUUCAGCAAUGAACUAACCCCUUGACAUAGUCUCUUCCAUUCAGAGAAAGGCAUGCUGAGCUUUUAAAUAGAAUUUUAACAGAAAAGUAUUACGGCAUUGGGGAGGUGGUAACUGUGUAAGGAAGACAGUGACUUGCUCGGUGGAGGAAGAGGGAAAGAGCAUUGUCUACGAAUUAGGAGGAGAGCCUUUUGAUUGGGAAGAUAUCUCAACGAAGUUAAUCCCGUAUUCCUCCGGCUGCUUGGUCUUUUGUUUUUCUAAGUAAUGUGGCUUGAGGAUUUCCAGAGGACAAUUUUAGGUGGCGUAAAUAUUAUUCUUGGUAGCAAGAAAUGUUUAAAGACACGUCCCCCAGUAAAUUGCCUGUAGAGAAGGCAAUCCUCCAUCUGCCACAUGGCAUCAGGAAACAUCCGACUAGCACAUUUGCUUCCAUCGGCCAAGAGCCGGGUGCUACUACUGACAGAAAAAAAAGUCUUCAGGGGGUUCUGCUAGAGUUUAGGAUGCUGACCCUAAAAGAGGAGCCCUUGCCCCCUCCCCAAACAAGCACAUCAUCACCACCCACCGCUAUUCGAAUUUGUUGCCUAGAGCAAGUAUCAGAUUUUCACCUCCAAGCCCCCGCUUCUCAGACGCCCCUCAGUCGACGACUGUUCACUGUAGCAGCUGACACUCACUGGUGACAGUUCAUACAAUUUCAGAAUACGUCAACGUGCCUGUAGGUGACUUUACAGCCCAGGUCUCCUGCCACGAGUUUUGGCAGAUUUCCAAUGGGGAUUGUAAUGCUUUCUUAACCGAUUACCAGUAUAUAUAUUCUACUAUAUUACCGGAAAUAUAUUCUACUCUAUACCGAGUCAGGAAGUAUUUCAAUCAGAGCCUCAUUUCAAGCAUAUUUAUUGAGCGCUUACAGUGUGCUGAACACUGUACAAAGCGCUUGGAAGAGUACAAUGCAACCGAGUUGAUUUGAUACCCUGAUUCUAUUCUAUGUCAAAUCAUGUCUCGCUGCCUUUCUGCGGCAAACUUAUUUAUCUUUGAUAUUCAAAAUGUUUGAAGAGCAAAUAGUGCUAAGAAAGCAUUCUGGAGUCUCAAAGUGAUGACUUAUUAUUGAAAUUUCUCAUAAAGGUGCCACCAAAAGGUACAUCUGUGACCAUUUAUAAGGUUGUUUGGCCAGAAGGAAAGAGACAGAAAAUGAAGGUUCUCCAAAGAAAAUAAAAUAGAAUGGCCCAAAUCAACAAUAAACUUGAUCUGAACUUGGAUACAGAUGCAUUUUUUGGGAUUGUGUUCUUAUGGUUUAUAGUUGGUGUAUUUCUUAGGCAAUGACAGAGUUGUUCUAAAAUUAUGUGGGGACAUUUCAAAACCAAAACUGGGAUGUUAGAUGCAUAUUAUUGUUUUUGUUGUAUUCUUUGUAAAGAAUAUUUUUCAAUCAUUAAAUUUUGCAGCUUUUUAAAAUAGCAACUGAA